This is a messenger RNA of Aspergillus niger, 693 nucleotides long. RefSeq lists its product as uncharacterized. NCBI's taxonomy places the organism in Eukaryota, Fungi, Ascomycota, Eurotiomycetes, Eurotiales, Aspergillaceae. The transcript is spliced from 3 exons. The coding region runs from base 1 to 693 and encodes 230 amino acids. The record is from RefSeq and is a predicted model, not a curated record.
AUGACGACUUUCAGCCCUUCCGAGGUCAGCUUUGUGAAGCAGCUCAAGAAUUCACCAGUUUCUUGUAUCUUUCGCACAGUAUGGCAUGGGAAAGAUUGUAUCUUGAAAGUGCCAUUAUCCGUCAAACAUCGAAGUCGUCGUCGAGAUCGCGAGACCGAUCCAUUCAAGUGCGAAAGCGCGGCAUUUAUGCGUCUACGAGAACAUGGCUUCUGUGACCGAGGACAUGUCCCAGCCUUCUAUGGUCUGAUCGAACACAUCAACCCAGUUCAUCAUUUACCAUAUUUGCAAGACUUCGUUGAGGAUACCCUAUAUCCGAAUGCUAUUUUGAUGGAGUAUGUACCAGAUAUUCACCCAAUUGAUCUAUCGAACUACUCCGAAAAACGACUUCAUAAGCUCCAGCAGAUACUGUUAGAGAUGCACCGUGCUGGUGUUUACCAUGGGGAUCUAUAUCCUCGCAACCUGAUGGUACAGAUAACAUCCGAUCGAGUAUUAUGGAUGGAUUUCGAUCGCGCGCAGACAUUCACGCCCCAGUCGAUUAAAGAGUGUCACCUGACUUGGUUGGAACGUGAGACAAGAAUGAUGGAAGAAUUUGUUGAGGGUCUUACAGCCGAUGCUAAGCUCGGAAGGAUUCAUGAGACGUGGAUCUGCUACUAUGAGUAUGUGUAUCUGGUCAAGUCCUAUCAAUAUUUAUAG